Messenger RNA from Ictidomys tridecemlineatus (thirteen-lined ground squirrel), 2599 nucleotides. NCBI's taxonomy places the organism in Eukaryota, Metazoa, Chordata, Mammalia, Rodentia, Sciuridae. The record is from RefSeq and is a predicted model, not a curated record.
GAUGGCCCUGUGGGGAAGAGCCUCAGGAUCUGCCCUUUCCGUACCUGGACUCCCACCCAGUUUCCCCUGGGGGCAGAUAAUUGAGGUGGCGUCCCCAGUCUGGCCAGACUGAGCAACUGGCUGGCACCAGAACCCAGGCCCCCAGGCCCAUACUGUUCAGACAUAGGUGGGAGAUAGGACUCCUCUUACUUCUCAGUGCCCUGGAGGGAUCCACAGGUCCAGGACCCUCCAGUGUAUUAUCCCCUCCCCUGGGAUAAUAUACAAAAUUAGAAGGGUCAGGGGCAUAAGGGUGACUUGGAACCCUCUUUAGACUUUCACUACCACUACACGGGGAAACAGUUUCCUGGGCCCUGCGGGGUGGGCAAGAGCAGGGGGAGAACUCUUCCAUACCUGCCCAGAUGCUCUCCCGGGCUGCCUGGAGCUCUGUGCUGAGAAGAGGAGGACUUGGAACUCGAGGGACACACAGCCCAGGAGGCCCUGCCCGCGCCCAGGGGAAGAUGAGCCCCUACACCAACUACUUCGCCCAGCGCUCCUACCCCAUGCCCGACGAGCCCUUCUGCACCCAGCUCAACGCCGAGCAGCGAGCCCUGAAGGAGAAGGAGAAGGGCAGCUGGACCCAGCUGAGCCGCGCCGAGAAGGUGGCCUUGUACCGGCUCCAGUACCACCAGACCUUUGCGGAGAUGAACCGGCGCUCCAACGAGUGGAAGACAGUGAUGGGCUGCGUCUUCUUCUUCAUUGGGUUGACGGCCCUGCUGAUUUGGUGGCAGCGUGUUUACGGUGAGUGGCUGCAAAUGUGAGCCAUGCCCGUGUGGCCAUGGCCACGGGCCAAACCCUUACGGAAGCCAUGUUGUGACUCACCUAAAAACUUGAAAAGUCUCCAAAGAGGUGGAGGGUGAAGGACAGAACGUUGGCUGUCCUGGAUGAAAUGUAGGGACUCUACCUCUAAAGGCCUCAGGUUCCUCAUCUGUACAAUGGGAAUAAUAAUGCCCAUGUCUCAGUGUUCUUGUGAGGAUUAAUGAGAGGGACUUGGGCCAGUGCUUGCCACAUGGUCUUGAGGGUGUUGUUACUGAUUUUCUGUGUAUUAACCAUGUAGAUUCCAGUAUGUUGUUUCAGCUGCUGUAACAAAGAUCCCCAGCAUAAGAACUUAAGCAGUAUAGAGGUUUAUUCCUUUAUCACAAAAUGAGGCUAAAGAUAUAAUUCAGAGGCUGGUUUGGGGGUGCACACCUGUAAUCCCAGAGACUUGGGAGGCUGAGACAGGAGGAUCACAAGUUCAAGGCCAGCCUCAGCAAGAAGCUGAGCAAGACCCUCAAUGACUUAAUAAGACCCUGUCUCAAAUUAAAAAAAUAAAAGGGGCUGGGGAAUGUAGCUUAGUGGUAAAUGGUCCCUGGGCUCAAUUAGGGGAAAAAAGAAAGAAAGAGAAAAAAGAAAAAAGAAACAAUCCAGAUGAGUAUUGGGACUCCACAAAGCAGGCUCCUUCUGACUAGUUUCUCUGCCAUCUUUAACAUGUAGCUUCCAUCUUGACACACAAGAUGGCUGCUCAACUCCUGCCACAUCUCCUUGCAUCCUAUUGGCUAGAAGUGUUCACAUGAUCCUGCCUAACUACAAGGGAAGCUGGGAUAUGUAGUCUUUUGUUGGGUCUCAUGUGUCCAGCUGAGGUUUUAUUAUCUCAGAAGAAUGGUUCUCCGAGUGUCCCUGGACAGACAGCCCCACCGGCAACCCUGCUGGACAUGCAUGUUCCCGGCCCCCUCCAGAUCUGCUGAGUCGGACACUCGGAGUGGAACCCGCCCUCCCUGCCUCGUCCCCCUCUCCUUCCUUCUCUUUGUGAUACUGGGAAGCUGACCUCAGGCCUCGCCUGUACUGGGCUCCACCCGCAGCCUGUACUCCUUUUAAAACAGCCUCCCUGGCUGGUUCCAAGGCUCUCCCAGGCCUGAAGCCAUUGCUCUGGACAAAGGGGUAAGGACCUUGAGGAAGCCUGGCAUCCACCCAGUGGCCUGGCCUGGUUUCCUGUGUGACAGUGCACGAGGGUGAAAUGAGACCGCCUCUGGGACUGUCUGGUGUGGCCAGUGUGGCACAUAAUAGGUGCCAGUGAAGACAAUGCCUUUCCUUCCCCUCUCUGGGAUGGAAGCACCAGGGAUGGAGGCCAGGCAGCCCAGGUGGGCUGCAGAGGCAGCUUGGCCAGGGAGGAGAAGGUUGGGAGUGUGGCCCCAGGACCUCCCUACCCACACUGUGCCCGUAGUUUUACAAAUACUAACUCCCUGGAUCCCUACAACCCUCCAGGAUAGGACCUGUUUUUGAACAGGUAAGGAAUCUGAGGCUCAGAGAGGUGAGGUGACUUAUUGACUUAAUCAAGGCCACACAGCAAGGGAGUGGUGUAGCUGGGAUUUGGAUUCAGUGGUCUUCAAAUCAGUGCUCCUACUACCAUUGGCUACAGAGGUAGGUGAGGACCCAGAGGCUCAGGCUGGGGAAGGACCUGGCCCAGUUCCUACUGUGGGUCAGAGGCAAGGCUGGGAUUAGAACCUAGAGUUCCCUGGAGUGAUGCUGGUGGGGGCCAGAUAGGAAGAGGGAGGUCCUCAGAGCAGGGCCCCCGACCCUGGGGCUG